AUGCCACGUCCAAAGAAAGCUGGGGCACCGGAGCCUAAGAAGAGGAGUAGGAAUGGCUGUUGGCCCUGCAAAACUCGAAAGGUAAAAUGCGACGAAACUCGCCCAACAUGUGUAAAUUGUUCGAAACAGAACGAAAUUUGCGAUUACAGCAUACGAUUGAAUUGGGAGGGUAGAGGCAAGAAGAGGGUUCAAAAUGACGACGACACUGGGCAGGGAGCCUUUUCUAUCUCAAAUCCAGUGACUCAAACUACUCAAAGUGCAAGUCCUCACCUUUCGGGGUCAUUCACAGGCUUCCAAUCUUUUCUCCCGGUGUCUGCUCCUCGAGAUGAGCGUUUGAGCCGCGACGAUAAGGCAUAUGGUGUUCAAAUGGCAGAUAUGUCAAUGAUUGAUCCCGCCUUGACCAGACCUGCUUAUCCACCGAUUUCAACUUUCCAAGAUACGCUACCCAGGGAUCAUGGUCACCCAAAUCAGCAGCAGCCCCCAAAUCUUGAACGAUAUCAAUCCAGUGCCCCGAUCACUCCACUUUCAGCACAAUCACCUGGUCUAUCAAUAUCUAGCCAACUUCAAGUUGCGGAUGAAUCUGGAAGUUCAAAUUCAAACAGAAGCGCACCUCUGAAUAUCGAAAGCCCAAUGUCAACUCCGCCAUAUCUUGGAAGCGGGCGCGGGACACCGGCAGCAGAAAGCUCUACAAUGGAAAGACCUGCUAAACGCACUCGAUAUGACAGCUCGCUCUAUAACUCACGCAUGCUUCCUCCUCUGGUGCCCAGUUUGGACCCCAACGAUGAACCUCGAAAUGCAACACCUGCUAUGUCACAGGUAGAAUCCGGGACACUACGUAGGGUGGACGUUAAUAAGAUCAAAACUAUACCAAGUCGCAAAUAUUCACGCAGGCUCUCCGUAAGUUCACUUUUAUCGGGACCACUUGAUGGAGCACCGUCGGAUCACCAGAGCCAUGGAUCAGGAUGGGAUUACCGAAGUCAGGAUUGGACUCCAUAUAUGCAUGAUGUAUAUCAGGACACCGAUACAUGGGGUAUUGACCGGGGUCUGGUAGAUUUGGAUAUUGGAAGGAAUGAUGAUGUAAACGCCAUUUCAGAAUCAUCUUCCACCCUAGUGGGUUUUCACCAGGAGUCUGAUGUAGAAUAUGGAGGCGAAUUGUCACCAAUGGAGUUUGGAUUCGGAAUGGAAAGUAAUGAGACGGCUCUUGAAGUUGGAUACUAUGACAAACCGGUUUCGAUAUGCAUACCCCGUAUACUUCAACCCCUUCCUGCGAAACUGCUUGAAAAUCCAAUGAACCUACUUCAUCACUUUCUCGAUCACACAGCAGGUUGUCUGAUACCGCACAAUUGUUCGUCUAAUCCAUUCCGUAGUAUCUUACCACAAAUGGCCGUUCGGGACGACGAUCUUUUGCAUCUUCUACUUGCAUACUCUGCCACACAUCGGGCCAGACUUCUGAGACAACCCGAACCUGCCACUCGAAUAGCUUUGUGGGUCAAAGAUAUCUUCCCCAACCUUAGGCAUGCGCUCGACGACCCAAACAAGAUUACGUCGAAUGUCAACCUUGCGACGGUGAUCAUGCUUGCAUCUUUGGAAAUAAUUUCCCCAAAGGUCUUUGGCGUUGCCGUUCCAUGGCAGAAGCACCUUGAAUUUGCUCGUCAAAUGCUCGUCGCGAGAGGUGGAGCCCACCGAAUGCAAACGCUAUCGCGCAAGGAUAAGGUAUCGUCUUUUCUAUGGAGUUGGUUUGCCUACUUGGAUGUCCUUGGCAGUAUGAGUGGUGGUCAAAAUCUUUCAUCUGCUUGGAUGCUGGAUUAUGAAACGGAAGAUGAAGAAUAUGGUUAUCAAAUUGACUGUAUCCUCGGUUUCACCAGUCGUUGCGUCCGCAUUCUUGCUAAGGUCGCUAAUCUUGCGCGCCAAUGUGAUGCUCUUCGCAUUAAUGCUGAUUCAACAAUUAAUGUAGAUUGGCAACCAUCCAAUGAAGUAGUCGUCCGUGCCCACAAACUUGAAGAAGAUCUCAUUGAGUCACGUCGUCACCCAGCGAAGCCAUGCACUCAUAUGCAAUCUAAGUCCGAAGCAGAGUAUGGAUGGGAUAGUCUUGAGGUAGCAGCAACCAACGAAGCCUUUCAUUCUGCUGGACUCGUCCAUCUUCAUCGCAGAAUACUUGGAAAGCCUUCAAUUCACGAAGAUGUCCAACAUGCUGUUGGUGAAAUCCUUGGCUCUUUCAGCAAGAUUAGGAAAGGAAGCAGUGCCGAAGCCUGCUUGUUAUUUCCAAUGUUUACGGCUGGAUGUGAUAUUCGAGAUGAGAAGCAAAGAUCCGAUAUCCUUGAACGAAUGAACAGGGUUGAGAGGUACGGAAUGACACAAGCACACAAGGCGCGAACAUUGAUGGAAAAGGUUUGGGAACUUUCAAAACCAUGGGAGACGUUGGUGGGCGGGGAAUUCUUUGGCUGA
This is a messenger RNA of Sclerotinia sclerotiorum 1980 UF-70, 2445 nucleotides long. RefSeq lists its product as hypothetical. Gene Ontology annotation, molecular function: DNA-binding transcription factor activity, RNA polymerase II-specific; zinc ion binding; transcription cis-regulatory region binding. The coding region runs from base 1 to 2445 and encodes 814 amino acids. NCBI's taxonomy places the organism in Eukaryota, Fungi, Ascomycota, Leotiomycetes, Helotiales, Sclerotiniaceae. The record is from RefSeq and is a predicted model, not a curated record. Gene Ontology annotation, biological process: positive regulation of transcription by RNA polymerase II. The transcript has 3 exons. Gene Ontology annotation, cellular component: nucleus.